AACUAAAUUAUAUUUCUUUGUAAUAAGAUUCAAAAAUUAAAAAACAAUUCUAAAAACUUUUUCUAAAAUUAUAAAAAAAUUAAAAAAUCUCAACACAAAAUUCUUAAAAAUCUCCCGACUUAUAAAGCAACAUGUUUUUAUCCUUAUUUACGCGGCGUUUAGCAGCCGGCUUAAAUUCGACAUUUACGCAAGCUGGCCUACGUUUAUAUUCAGGAACCGGCAGGCCCUGUUCUGGAACUAGACCCUGCACCAUGGAAUAUCCUAAGAAAAAGUGUGAAGAACCUGAAUGUCAACCUAGAGAACCGUGUUGUCCUUUACCGUUUGGCAAAUGCCCAGCAGUUAAAGAAAUUUUAUGCAAAGAAAAACCAGAGUGUUGUGGCAGUAAAAGACUGACUCAAGAUCCCUGUAAUUGUAAAGGAGCCAGAGAACAAUUUAAUAAAAAAGAAGUGAAACUAGAAAGACGUGUACAGCCACAAACAGCAGUUUGGGAGUAUCCUGCUGAAUGCUGCGGCAAUCCCUGCCCGGAUUUAUUACCCAGAUUCGAUAGCCUUUACUAUAGGCCUACGGAUAAAGCUAAAAGGCAGUAUCAGCAGACCUGGGUCGAAUGCCCCCCAGUGCAAAUACGUAAACGCAGAAUUUGCUGUUAUGACUCCACAGAAUUACCGCCCAUAUGUCGCCGCAAAAAGGCGGAAUGUCCUAUAACCGCCUGUGAAUUUGAUUCACGCAAAAUGAAAGCUUUAUGCAGCAGCGGUACAAAUACUAAGUGUGCUCGCAUUCAAAUGCCCUGCUGUAUACGUGGUCGUUAUCCUCCCACCUGCAGUAUUGCUGCCAGAACUAGUACAAAUUGUAAAAAGAAAUGUUGUCCUUAUCCCUCCUUUUCGGAAUGUUGUUAUCGCUGUCCACCUCCUAGAAGAAAGACAGAAUGUCAAUGUACCGCCUUGCAGCCCAACUGUGUGGUCUUUAGACAUUUAAAGCGUAAAAUGAUUUAUGAUUUACCACCACCUUUACCGGCCUGGCCACCGAAAAUGCAGGGACCGCGUUAGGUUUAUGGGUCAGAAAGCUAUCUGUCUUAUUUUGGCUUUCUAAAUAGCCGAAACUUUUUUCGAUUUUUGUGUAUAACAGAUUUAAGUUUAUUGCGGGAGAUCUCGCAAAAUCUUAAACCUUUCUUACACAAAGUUCUAGGAAGGUUUUCAUAAGGAUAAUAAUAGAUGUCUUAGAAGUAUGGAGCUUUUUAAAGUGAUAAACAAAAUUGUGAAAAGUGGAAAAUAUUUUAAU
Lucilia sericata (common green bottle fly) is the source of this 1275-nucleotide messenger RNA. RefSeq lists its product as uncharacterized. The record is from RefSeq and is a predicted model, not a curated record. The transcript has a single exon. Lineage: Eukaryota; Metazoa; Arthropoda; Insecta; Diptera; Calliphoridae. The coding region runs from base 132 to 1043 and encodes 303 amino acids.